Schizosaccharomyces osmophilus is the source of this 1131-nucleotide messenger RNA. RefSeq names its product NADPH dehydrogenase, (Old yellow enzyme) involved in small alpha,beta-unsaturated carbonyl compound. NCBI's taxonomy places the organism in Eukaryota, Fungi, Ascomycota, Schizosaccharomycetes, Schizosaccharomycetales, Schizosaccharomycetaceae. The transcript has a single exon. The record is from RefSeq and is a predicted model, not a curated record. Gene Ontology annotation, molecular function: FMN binding; oxidoreductase activity. The coding region runs from base 1 to 1131 and encodes 376 amino acids.
AUGCUUCUAAGACAUAGAAUUGUACACGCUCCGAUGACUAGAUUGCGAGCCACUGACGAUGGAUUCGUUACCAAAUUGAUGACCGAAUAUUAUACUCAAAGGUCAUGUAUCCCAGGAUCAUUGAUGAUUUCAGAUGCAACAUUCGCAGGAGAAAAGUCUGGCGGAUACCCAAAUAACCCUAGGUGUUUCACAGAAGAACAUGCAAAGGCUUGGAUUCCUGUCACGAAUGCUAUCCACCGAAACAAAUCUUAUCUAUUUAUGCAGCUUUGGCCUUUACCCGGAGAAAUCAAGGAUGAAUAUAGAGAAGACCCAGAAAAAUUAAAGGAGAUCGCAUACAAUGACUGCCCUAUGGAUCCACUUGGCUUACCUGCUGGUGUCGAGUCCUUCGAUACCGUUCAAGGAAUAAACAUUUACAAGAAAAAGUAUGUAAGCAAAACAGAUAUACAAGAAUAUAUCCAUGAUUUUGUCAAUGCAGCUUCUUUAGCUACCCACGUCGCAAAGGCAGAUGGAGUGGAGCUUCAUCAAGCGAAUGGGUUUUUACUAGACCGAUUCGUCCUCGGUGGUUUAGGCGAUCAAUGUGAUCCAGAUUAUCGAGGACCACUUGAGAAUCGGUGUCGAUUUGCUUUGGAAGUUUUGGAAGCCGUUACUCAAGAAAUUGGACAAGAAAGAGUUGGAUAUAGGAUCUCACCGUAUUCGGCUUGGGCGUUACAAACUGACACCAGGGAGACUCAUAUAUAUUUAAUGAAGGAGAUUUCUAAGCGUUUUCCAAAGCUGGCCUAUAUUCAUGCGAUUGAACCCCGACAAUAUUGGAGUGGUCAUAAGAGGAUAAAGUCUGAAGUAAAUACAUUUUACCUACAAAAGUAUUGGAAAGGACCAUUUAUUACUGCUGGUGGCUAUGAUCCCGAGUCGGCCAUGGAAGCCGCAGACGAACGAGGCACAUUAGUAGCCUUUGGCAGACAAUAUAUUGCAAACCCAGAUUUGGUAUAUCGUGUUCACAAUAAUUUACCUUUAAAUCCUUACAAGCGCUCUGAAUUCUACACACCUAAGAGUACUUUAGGCUACAUUGAUUAUCCAUUUAGCCAAGAGUAUCUAACUGCAACGAAAGAAAGACAACCUAAUGAGGGAAAAUAA